Molecule: messenger RNA, 744 nt
Organism: Camellia sinensis
Lineage: Eukaryota; Viridiplantae; Streptophyta; Magnoliopsida; Ericales; Theaceae
Gene: NUDX1
Product: nudix hydrolase 1
Biological process (GO): dGTP catabolic process
Cellular component (GO): cytosol
Molecular function (GO): 8-oxo-7,8-dihydrodeoxyguanosine triphosphate pyrophosphatase activity
Source: RefSeq, a predicted model, not a curated record
CACAGUCUAAUCUCAAGUCUAAAAACUAGUCAUAAAAAAUGGAAAGCAAGUCUCAGCCGCAGCCGCCGACGCCGACGCCGACGCCGAAGGUUGGGGUGGCGGUGGUUUUGGUGAAGGACGGGAGGAAAGUGCUUUUAGGGCGAAGGCUCACCUCCAUCGGCUACAAUACUUUUGCUCUCCCCGGCGGCCACCUUGAGUUUGGGGAGAGCUUUGAGGAAUGUGCUGCCAGAGAGAUGAAGGAGGAGACUGGUUUAGACAUUGAGAAGAUAGAGUUCUUAACUGCAACCAACAACUUCUUCUCUGAGGACGGAAAACCUCAUGUACAUCUUGUUUGCAUUUUCAUGCGUGCAGUCUUGGCUGAUCCUCAUCAAGUACCCCAAAAUCUAGAGCCUGAGAAAUGUGGUGGCUGGGAUUGGUAUGACUGGAACAAGUUCCCAAAACCACUGUUUGGACCACUAGAAACUAUGCUGCAGGGUGGUUUUAAUCCUUUCCCAGCUGAUAAUAAAUGAUAUUAGAUAUUGCUCUGCCUUGCUGCUGGCAGAUUUUCUAUGUAUCUCAAAUUUACUUACUUUAUUGGUGCACAAUGGACUAACGAAACUAGAAGUGUUGAACUUGUGAUUUUCUUGGAUUUGACAAUUUGAAAAUCGGUAUUGGGUUGAACUAACCCAUCAGUUUAUGUGGGUGAUAUCUGCUUAUGAUAGUGAUUGUGGUAAUAUAUAAAUGGUUCUGAUUUGCUUGAUGCUA